AUGGAGAGGUUCUCUUGCCAUCUACUGGAAGAGAUUGCGGCACAAAUCAUGUUAUGGCUGCUUCCCGAGUCUUUGAUGCGAUUCAAGUGCAUGGAUCCAGAAUUUGUGACUAAGCACCUUCACAGCACCAACAAAGUCUUAUCCACUAGAACUUGCCACAUUUUCCAUCUAUCCGACUUUUCUUUCUACGAAAACUUGUCCUCAUUCCUUGCUACAUCAAAUGAUUAUGAUGACGGUGAGAAGGAGCCCAUACAUUUUGGCGCUAGAUUCUUUCACUUACCAGUUUUUCCGGGUGAUGCGGAGUUUGGCUUUUGUGAGUAUUAUAGCUGUAAUGGCAUAAUUUGCCUUGUUGGUCUUGGUGACGACACAAUGUUGUGCAAUCCGGUGUUGCGCGAGUGUCUGCUCGUGAAAUCACCUGAGGUUGAUGGGUAUCGUGUGAGGAAAGCAUUGGGGUUUGGCUAUGAUUCAGCAACCGAUGAUCACAAGAUUGUUAGGAUUUUUGAAACUUCUACUCAUUAUGGAGUUGAGCUAGCCACUCUUGGUACUCAUACAUGGAGAAAGAUUAAUGCUCUGUUUGAUAUGAGGAUUCGUAACAUGAUUCGAAUAAUGAUGUUUUAUUGCAUAAAGCUUCCAAAUGAUAUUCCAUCUGUAGAAUCACAUCGGAGGUGUUGUCUUAUGGAGUGGAAUGACUCAAUUGCUUUAUUGCAUGAUAAUCGCCCUUGUCAGGAAAGGACGAGUAAUCUAAGAUCCAUUAAUAUAUGGGUGAUGAAUAACAGCAAUGACAAUGGCGGAAAAGGUUCUAAUUCGUGGAUCAAAUAUCUCACGUUAGAAAACUUAAGUGAAAUGCUUGCUCCGAUGACAUUUUGGAAGAGUGAUGAGCUCCUUAUGAAAGAUGUAGGUAAAGAAAAGUUGGUCUCCUACAACAUUCAUAAGAAAGAGUUUUAG
Molecule: messenger RNA, 945 nt
Organism: Morus notabilis
Lineage: Eukaryota; Viridiplantae; Streptophyta; Magnoliopsida; Rosales; Moraceae
Exons: 3
Coding region: 1-945 (314 amino acids)
Source: RefSeq, a predicted model, not a curated record